This is a messenger RNA of Mauremys mutica (yellowpond turtle), 1643 nucleotides long. RefSeq names its product putative nuclease HARBI1. Bases 358 to 1410 code for a protein of 350 amino acids. The record is from RefSeq and is a predicted model, not a curated record. The transcript has 2 exons. NCBI's taxonomy places the organism in Eukaryota, Metazoa, Chordata, Testudines, Geoemydidae.
CGACGGAGGUGGGGCUAAUUAGAAUGUGCCGUAUUGGUAGCGUAGGGGUCGACACCUCAUUAAUAAUCACGAGUGGGGCGCGCUGAUUGGUGGAGGAGGGGGCGUGUCUUGCGCAGGGGCCGCGGCGAACGGGAGGCGCUGAGCCACCGGCAGCGGGUCCCUCCGGCUCGGAGCCGCCCCCAGCAGCGGGGGGGCCCCAAAUAUCUAGAUACCCCCGGGGCCGGAACAAGUAGAGAUCCCGCUCCGGCUCCUCCCCCACCCCCGGCCGGGGCAAGUAGGGACCCUGCUUCCCGCCCCCCAAUCCUAAAUACCCUUCCCAGCCCCCUUCCUUCCCGCAGCCCCCGUAGAGCCUCCCCCAUGGCGCUGUACCUGCUGGCCCAGCGUGCCCAUGCCCGCCGGCGGCGGCGGGUGCCCCAGGAGCGGGUGUUCAAGCCCCGGAUCCAGUUCCUGAACAUGCCAGAGGAGCAGGUGAUGCGGCGCUACCAGCUCAACCCUGAGAUGAUCCGAGACCUGUGCCACGCACUAGAGUGUGACCUGCAGCCCUCGACUGGCCGCAGCCAUGCUCUCCCUGUUUAUGUCAAGGUGACGGCUGCCCUCAACUUCUACACCUCGGGCACCUUUCAGACGCCGGCAGGCGACGCGGCUGGCAUUAGCCAGGCCAGCAUGUCCCGCUGCGUCUCCCAAGUCACGACUGCCCUGACCCGCCGUGCCAAUACCUACAUCCACUUCCCCUUCCAGCCUCGGCAGCAGGCCCGCACCAAAGAGGAGUUCCUGCGCAUUGCUGGCUUUCCCAACGUGCUGGGCACGCUGGGCUGCACCCACGUGGCCCUCAAGCCGCCCUCGGAUCACGAGAACCUCUACCGCAACCCACUGCGCUUCCACUCCAUGAACAUGCAGCUGGUGUGCGAUGCCCAUGGCAUGAUAACCCAUGUGGUGGCCGAGUUCCCCGGCUCUGUGCCGGAUGCCCACAUCCUCAGCUGUUCCAGCCUCAGGGGCAUCUUUGAGGGGCACCAGAACAUGGAUGGCUGGCUGCUGGCGGAUGGCACCUACCCCCUGAAGCCCUGGCUGCUGACACCCGUGGAGGCAGCAGAGACAGCAGCUGAGCAGCGAUAUAAUGCAGCGCACAUGGCCACGCAGGCUGCGGUGGGACGUACAGUGGGGGCACUAAAGGGCCGGUUCCGGUGUCUGGACCGGGCAGGGGGGGUGCUCCAGUACAGCCCCCUCAAGGUCUGCCACAUCUUUGUGGCAUGCUGUGUCCUGCACAACAUGGCUGUGGGGCGGGGCAUUGCUAUGCCAGAGGGGGUGGAGCUGGGUGCCAGGCCACUUGCCCAGGCUUCUCCUCACCCUGAGCCCCUCUCCCAGGAGGCCCAGUACCUGCGGCAAGAGCUCAUCACCAGCUACUUCAGCUGAGGGGCACCCUGACCUACAUGCAUGUGGGGGAAGAUGUUGAGGGAGAUGCAGGGGUUGGAAGCCAGCCCAUAGACGUGUGUAUGUGAGGGGGGAGAGUUUGUGGUAGUGGAAGGGCAAGACUCUCUGGGCUGGACUACGGGCUACAGCCCUACUCGAGCCAGCCCCAUUUCCCUCCCAGCCCUUUGAACGGGUGGGGAGCACAUACCUUCCGUAAGACAGAAACAGCAAGAGGC